Messenger RNA from Zingiber officinale, 1215 nucleotides. RefSeq names its product transcription factor MYB97-like. The record is from RefSeq and is a predicted model, not a curated record. The coding region runs from base 1 to 1215 and encodes 404 amino acids. The transcript has 3 exons. NCBI's taxonomy places the organism in Eukaryota, Viridiplantae, Streptophyta, Magnoliopsida, Zingiberales, Zingiberaceae. Gene Ontology annotation, molecular function: catalytic activity.
AUGAAAGGGACGGCGGCGGCGGCGGCGGCGGCGGCGGCGGAAGCGGGAGGCGGAGUUGGGAAGAAGGCGGGAGGGAAAGGAGGGGCGGAGGGGGGGAUGAAGAAGGGUCCGUGGACGCCGACGGAGGACGAGGUCCUGUUGGAGCAUGUGCGGCGGCACGGGGAGGGCAAUUGGAACGCGGUGGAGAGGCUGAGCGGCCUGGCGAGGUGCGGCAAAAGCUGCCGCCUCCGGUGGGCGAACCAUCUCCGGCCCGACCUCAAGAAGGGCUCCUUCACCCCCGAGGAGGAGUUCCUCAUCCUCCGCCUCCAUUCCCAGCUCGGCAACAAGUGGGCGCGCAUGGCCGCUCAGUUGCCCGGAAGGACGGAUAACGAGAUUAAGAACUACUGGAACACGCGGCUUAAGCGCCGCCAGCGCGCAGGGCUUCCUGUCUAUCCGCCGGAGCUGCAAGACGCCUUCCGGUUUGACCGCCGCCAUCUGCGUCAGGGGACGCCCCUGCAGCUGUCCGCCACGAACCACCACUCCCAGCUCCCGCCGCUGCUGGACCUCGUCAGCUUCUGCCCUCAGCCGGAGGUCGCUCUCCCGCCGACUAAUUCGCUCCCCUGCCACUUCAGCUUCUUCGAGUUCCCGCUCCCGUUUUACUCGCCGGCGCCGACCAUCCCCGCGUCGUCUCUACUCCCGGAACCCCAGAUGUGGCCGUGCAGUUACGAUGUCAAUCCGCUGCCGAUGGUGUCGCCUCCUCGUGCGCUCAAAAUGGAGCUCCCUUCGAACCAAUUGUACACCGAUCCCGUCAUCAGAGGCGGCGGCGGGUCCGGAAAUUGCAGGCUGAUGGAAGCGCUUCUGCAGGAAACGCAACUGCAGGACCCGGAGGAUAUCAGGACGGGGGAGUUGUUACCCCUGCCGGCCGCCGACGAGCAGGCUGUGAGAUGGGGAGAGCUCUUCUCAGUCAGCGAUUACGAUUGCGGCGACGCCAACGCCGGCAUCCGUAUCAGGGAGACUUCUUCAGAGUUCAACAUGGGGAGCAAGAGUACCAGUGAAGCACUGAGCAAUACAAUGAAGGACAUGUCUGAACUCUUGGAUAUGCCGGUGGCAGCGAAUGCACAACUGUCAGUUGUUUUGAACGAAGGCGGUGCAGUCGAAGUCGAGCAGCAGUUGGAUCCUUUGCAAGGCCGGAACGUCGACCCUUGGCCAUGGAACAGCAUGCCUGGAAUUUGUUGA